This is a messenger RNA of Caenorhabditis sp. 36 PRJEB53466, 1855 nucleotides long. NCBI's taxonomy places the organism in Eukaryota, Metazoa, Nematoda, Chromadorea, Rhabditida, Rhabditidae. The record is from the annotation of a GenBank genome assembly.
AUGACAUCCAACAAGGCUGUAACGCCAUUUAUCGGCUCGGGAGUAAAGCAAGAUCUUCAUGUACUGUACGAUAAAUUUAUUGCCGUCGGAUCAAUAAAGUAAGUUUGACAAUGAAUUCGGUAAUGCUUGAAAUUCGAUGAACAUUUCAGAAUUCGAGAUUUCGCCGAUGUUUUUCGAGAAAUGCGGUUCGAAACGUUGCUUCAUUAUCGUCUCAGCCCAGCUGAAUACGUCGAAGUAAGGACUCUCCGGAAUUCCUCUCCCAACUAUCUUAUUUUCAGUUUGCCGAAUAUUUGCUUCAAAACGCAGCUCUAUAUUUUGGCAAGGAGAAUGAAAUUCACGCAACGAGGUCAUUCGCAGUCAGUGGUCUUUAAUUUUUCUGAAAUACUUUAUACUUUGAGAUUUAGGAACGAAUUUUCGGAAUAUACACCUGCUACGCCAUCUACAGCCUCCAGCCGACUGAUCAUGUCUGCCAAGUACGUAUCUCAGCAAAAACGCUAAUUUCAGAUUUAUGCUUUUCAGAUACCCGUAACACAGUCACAAAUGAGAGAAUUGAUGGAGUUCGAAAAGAUUCUAAACUCUGAAAGAGCGUUGGAACCACUGGCGGCCCUCAAAAAUCUCAUCCUGAAAAAAGCAUUCAGAUUGACGCUUUUCCAAUCGACGGUAAGGAAAAACGAUAUUUCAACUUUAAACUGCUUUUUUCAGUAUGAUCCUACAACUCAUAAGCGUUACUUAGCAGAAGAAGAAAUGCCCGACUUCGGAAGACAACCUGUAGUAGGAAAUGAAUGAAACGUGAUUCUAAUUACAAUUUUCUCGUGUUCCAGGUGCCAUUUGCAAGAGUCAAAGCAAUUUUGAAGCAUCAGAAUAUCGGAGAACUGACGUACAUUCAUAAUAUGUACAUUCAAGCAAAGGCAAACCUCGGAAUGACGGAUAUCAAGAUGGUUGACCGAGUCGAUCCGAUGAAAGAGAUUCAGAAGCAUUUGGAAAAGCACGAAAAGGAGUUGAAGGACGUGCAGAAGGGAGUCACGACAACGAGCGCUGCUCCUGAAGAAGAAUUGGAAGUAUCAGCCGGAACGAGUCGAUCCGAACUCAGGAGUCGCGCGUAUACGGCAGGAAUGAAGCACACUCGACAGAGACGAUAUCUGGAUCCAAACAUGGAAGGUAAGAUUUUGGGUGGUAGUGUGUCUUGAAACGUAUGUUCAUCUUCAGAGAACUUCAAGCAGCUCACUUUCGGUCAAAUUGCCCAACAAUGUCUGGAAGAAGAACGGCAGAACCGAGGUAACUUCGUAUUUAUCUCUUUUUGUGAUGAAAUCAAGUUCCAGCCCGAGCACUCGACAACCGAAACGGAAAAGAGCGGCAGUUAAAACUGAGGAUGCGCCAAUGGAUGAUCAUGAAAUUGCGGAGCAAGUGCUUCGAGACGAAUAUGCUUCCAGAGUGAAACCAGAACUUCCUGGUAAGGAUUAAAUCGCAUCUGGCCAUAGUAAACUGAUUUUCAGAAACGUCAGACGAAACGAUCGGAGAGAAGAAAAGCAAGCAUGGAACAUCCGGAGUGGCAAAGAUCCGAGCGCCAAAGAAGAAAGCUGCCGAACAGGUGGAAGCCAAAUCAGACCGUAAUCAGGCCGGCGCUGAUCCGUAAGUUUUUUGUUUCCGCCAAUUCACCUGAAAAUGCUUGUUUUUUAUAAGUUCUUCGUCCGAUUCGCCACGGAAGAGGAAGCAAGGAAACAAGGAUACGAAGCCCAGAAUCAGUGACGAAUGGGCGAACAAACUGAACAAGUGGAGUGGCCAGGUCAAAGCGACGGACAAGCAGCUCAAAAAAUUGACAAGUCGAAUCAAAAUCGAAGAAGUCGACGAAGACUAA